AGGAGUAGGUGCUGGCUGCAAUACAAAAGAAGUUAUAGACAGGCUGAGGUAUCUGGAAGCUGAAAUUGAAGAUCUAGAGCUAAAAGAGAAAGAAUUGGAUCAGCAGAAGCUGUGGCUUCAGCAAAGUAUCAAGAAUGUCAUGGAUGAUUCUACAAACCACCAAUUUUCAUAUGUCACCCAUGAAGAUAUCUGCAACUGCUUCAAUGGAGACACACUUCUAGCAAUUCAAGCACCUUGUGGUACACAGUUAGAAGUACCUAUACCCGAAAUGGGACAGAAUGGACAGACGAAAUACCAAAUCAAUCUUAAAAGUAGUUCAGGACCUAUCCAUGUUCUGCUUAUAAAUAAAGAGUCAAGUUCCUCCCAACCCAUGGUGUUUCCAGUUCCUCCUCCAGAUGACCUUUCACAGACCCCAUCUCAACCUGCAGCUCCAGCGACUCCCCUUAAACCUGCUACAGCUCCUCAAAAUCCACCAGAACAUGAUCUGAACCAAGGACAAGAGUUACCACAGACAUCAGUUGCAGACACACCAUCAGGUGGGUCCAGGGUUUUUCCUGUGUCAGGCGG
Messenger RNA from Merops nubicus (carmine bee-eater), 567 nucleotides. It is a transcript of the gene E2F5, whose product is annotated as E2F transcription factor 5, p130-binding. Gene Ontology annotation, cellular component: RNA polymerase II transcription regulator complex. Gene Ontology annotation, molecular function: DNA-binding transcription factor activity, RNA polymerase II-specific; protein dimerization activity; RNA polymerase II cis-regulatory region sequence-specific DNA binding. The annotation marks the transcript as partial. The record is from RefSeq and is a predicted model, not a curated record. Gene Ontology annotation, biological process: regulation of transcription by RNA polymerase II. Lineage: Eukaryota; Metazoa; Chordata; Aves; Coraciiformes; Meropidae. The transcript is spliced from 4 exons.